AUGAAGCGCAUACUGAUGAUGUCAUUUGGAUCUAAAUGGAAAUAAUCAAAGCAUGAAGCAAAAAUCAUUGGAUAUGACCCAUAUAACACUGAUAUUGAGCGUUUAGCUCAUUGUCAAGAUAGAGUUGAAGAAGAUCAGUGGCGUUCAUUAGUUCAUUAUUGGAGCUCAAAAGAAGCAAAGAAACAAAUGGAUGAUCUUGCCGAGGUGUAUCCUGAGUUGAAUGUCCCUGGAAGUGAUCCUAAUGAUGUGUACUCCCAAGUAAUGGGAUCAGACACUCAUGGAAUUGUCCGAACUCUAGGAAAAAGAGCAUCUCCUAGCUUAGUAUAUGGCCCCGUAUAUAAUCGAUCUCAAGCUGAAAAAAGAGAUUUUGAUACAAGGGUUGAGAUGGAAGUUCAAAAAGCUACCUCAACUAUGAAAAUUGAGAUGACAGAGAAGAUGUAUGAAGCAAAAAAGGAGAUGGAAGCGAUGAAUAAAAAGUUGUUAGAAGCGAAAGAGGAAGCAAAAGAGAAUAACGAAGUGAUGGAGAGAAAAUUAUCGGAAGCAAAAAUGGAUAUGGAAGAAAUUAUAGCGGAUAAGGUGAAGGAAGGAAUACAAGCAUAUGUAGAGUCUUUGGGAAUUAAUAUUGAUGCAAAUUUAAAAUCAGAGCAGGUUCCUGAUAACCCACUUGAAGAUUGUCAACAACCAUCAUCACUUGUUCCAGGUGUUCACACAAGAAAGGCUAACAUGAUCAAGAAGAAUGGAACUAGAGUAGUUGGCAAAAAUAAAAAGAAGUGGAAAUAUUCAAUUAGUCAUUUUUGA
Molecule: messenger RNA, 798 nt
Organism: Solanum stenotomum
Lineage: Eukaryota; Viridiplantae; Streptophyta; Magnoliopsida; Solanales; Solanaceae
Exons: 5
Coding region: 187-798 (203 amino acids)
Source: RefSeq, a predicted model, not a curated record